Cherax quadricarinatus is the source of this 704-nucleotide messenger RNA. RefSeq lists its product as uncharacterized. The record is from RefSeq and is a predicted model, not a curated record. Lineage: Eukaryota; Metazoa; Arthropoda; Malacostraca; Decapoda; Parastacidae.
CGUUCUCUGUAUUACAAUUAUCCAGCCCUCUUCAGCGUCACAAUGUUUAGUUUCAGCGUUAUUAUCUCAGUGCUGUGUAUUACCUCGUGCCAGGCUUUCUUUAUACCUUUCCUGGAGAAGUCGACAACCAGGUCGUUGCAGGAGUGGUUGAAGCAGCACCAUCCCUUUGUUCUCGAAGACAUCACCGACUUCAGCUUUAUGACUGACUUCAGCAGUGUUAAGUUCAACGCUGACAACCUCUUCGUCACAGGUUUUGACAAGGCUUCUGUCACCAAGUUUGUGCCUCCUCUUCCAUUCUUCUCCGAUGCAAUGAAGGUGGAAGGCAGUGUACAUAAAGUCUUCUUCCACUCUAAUGAAUACUACAUAAUCGGCUCCUACAGAGGAAGUAACACACUGGCUACAGGAGCGGCAGAUGUGAUCAUCAACAACUUGAAGAUCAAGCUGGUCUUCCAGGUUGAGAAGUUCAACUUGUUGUCAUUGUCUCUAUGUAUCAGACCCAACACACUCUCAAUCAUCCUCCAGGUUGACAGCAUUCUGUGUCAGCUGGAGGGCGCCGAGCACAUCAACACAGAUGUAGCAGCCAAUGGUCCAUACUUUAUGAAGUUACUGGAGAAGGAACUGAACGAUAAUUCUAUCAUGAUAGAGGAGAUCAUUAACCAGAUCACCUGCUCACCAUAGUUAAUAUUUGUAUUUGUAAACAUAGA